Molecule: messenger RNA, 522 nt
Organism: Insectozyma verbasci
Lineage: Eukaryota; Fungi; Ascomycota; Pichiomycetes; Serinales; Debaryomycetaceae
Source: the annotation of a GenBank genome assembly
AUGAAAUGCUCAAGUUUACCCAUUCUAUUACUAUAUUUAAAUUGUUUUGCUGUUUCUUUAACUGAUCCAAAUAAUGAAUUAACAUUUACAGAACAAUCAGCUUCUUCACACAAAAAAAAAUAUGUAAUGGAAGAACCAAAAGAAGUUGAGUUAUCAAUUAAAGAAAAACAAAAAAUGGAUGAAGAAGUAGAUCAAAUUAAUAAGAAAAAGAAAUGGCAACUUAAUGCUGGUUUAUACGUUGAAGGUUCAAAAGGUGAUCAAAAAGGAAUUGAUUAUUGUAGUGAUUCAGAUGAUGACGGUAAAAAAUUUUGGAUUUUCAAUCAUGGAAAUAAAACCGAUGAAGUUGUACAAUUAAAUUUAAAUAAUGAUACAAGUCCAUAUGUGUUUAAAAUUAGAGAAGAAGUUGGUACUGAAGAAGAAGCAGAAGAAAAAAAAGAAGAACAAGACCAAUUUGAGAAUGGUUCCAAUCCACAAUUAAUUAUUAAUUCAUUGAUAAUCUUGAUAAUCUUUGCAAUUAUAUAA